This is a messenger RNA of Arachis ipaensis, 1846 nucleotides long. Its product is annotated as Pentatricopeptide repeat (PPR) superfamily protein. Gene Ontology annotation, molecular function: protein binding. Lineage: Eukaryota; Viridiplantae; Streptophyta; Magnoliopsida; Fabales; Fabaceae. The record is from RefSeq and is a predicted model, not a curated record.
CCAGGUUGCCCUAAAGCGGAUCACCCCCAUCCCCAAAGUACCCUCAAUGUCUCUCUUCUCUCUCGAGUCUCGUCUCUUUCUCGUCACUCUCUCCCUCGCCUUCAAGCUCUCGCACAGUCGCACUCACUGACUCGGACUCGGCGGACUCAAGCUCGUCGUCGCGGCCUGUGUCGUCACGUCUCGCACUCAGUCGCCGCCUUCCCUGCUCUCGCUUCGCCGGCGGCAGAAAGCAGACCGAAUCAGCAUCUGGUCCCUCGGGUGGUGGUGGUGGUCGUCGUCUUCUUGUUCCGCCGUCAGUUCAGUCGGUCAGCUUCCUUCACCGUCAAUUGGUCCUUGGGCAGGUGCUAGCAGCUAGUCUAAAGACGGAGAUGAGUUGAUGAAUUGUGGCAUAGGAAUGAAGUUGUUCCUUUUGCUAUUUUGAUCUAAAUAAAAGUGACCCUUCAAGUGGCACUUCUGAAUUCUAAUCCAAGGUUCACAUGCCAACAAUGCUAGGGCGGAUUCAUAAACUAGUUCCCCCUGCAUCUUCCAAACAAUAUCUGGCACCAUGCUUUAAGACUUUGCGCCAUUAUAGCUUCGUUGAUGAUGGUGGUGGAAGAAUCAAACAGCAUGUACAAGAAUCUCAUGAUGAGGAUUUUUCUCUUAAACAGUCAGAUUUUGAUGGCAGUGGUAUCAAUGGAAGCCAGGAGGGAUAUGGCAAUCAACAGUUUCCGCCGGAACCAAUUCCAGAUAGACCUUUGAGAGGUGGUAGGCCAACUAAUCAGCCUCCUCGUCCGCGUGUGAGGGAACGUAGUGGAGGUUCCCAUUCCUUCCCUCCGAAAUUUGAGGACGAUCAUGGAAGACCUGAUCUUGCAUUCCAUGGCAGAAAUAUGGCUGAAACAGGUCGGGCUGCUGGUCAAUCAGGAGAGAGUUUCCUCGAUAAAUUCAAGCUUGGGUUUGAUAAUAAAACAGCAAACACAUUCGACUCUGCUUCGGGCAACCAAUCCGAAGAAGCAAAGAGGUCAAAUCCCAAUCAACCAGCUUCAGAAUCUAUGCCCCAAGAUGCCAAUGAGAUCUUCAAGAAGAUGAAGGAAACCGGUCUUAUCCCCAAUGCUGUGGCCAUGCUUGAUGGUCUAUGCAAAGAUGGCUUUGUUCAAGAAGCCUUGAAGCUUUUUGGUCUGAUGCGGGAGAAGGGUACCAUUCCGGAGAUUGUCAUAUAUACAGCUGUAGUGGAAGGCUUUACGAAGGCCCACAAGGCAGAUGAUGCCAUAAGGAUUUUUCGGAAAAUGCAAAGCAAUGGCAUUUCACCAAACGUUUUCAGUUACACUGUCCUUGUACAAGGACUAUGCAAAUGUGGCAGAUUACAGGAUGCUUUUGAAUUCUGUGUGGAGAUGUUGGAAGCAGGUCAUUAUCCGAACACAACUACUUUUGUAGGCUUAGUAGACAGUUUCUGCAAGGAAAAAGGUGUUGAAGAAGCAAAGGAUGCUAUCAAGACAUUAACGGAUAAGGGCUUUAAUCUUGAUAAGAAGGCUGUGAGGGAGUUUUUGGACAAGAAAGCACCAUUUUCACCUUCAGUUUGGGAGGCAAUUUUGGGGAAGACAAUUCCACAGAGACCAUUUUAAAUCUCUUUCCAGGCCGUGUAAGCUUUUGCCAAACUCAUUCAUAUCCUUGGAUAAUUUAUAUAGGUGCAUCUAUUUAUUUUUGCGUAAAAGUUCCGACUUGUUAAUUGUUUGCUUCUUGAUAGUAAGCACAUGUUUUUGCUUUCCUAUGUAAGUCUCAAAUUAGUUAGUUUGGAUGUGCUCAAUGUAGACUUAAAAGUUUAAGGAAACUCUAAUAAGAUGCAAAUUGCAGAAUGCAGAUUACUGAGGCU